AUGCCAGCUCCUACUCUUCCUCUCCCUGGCGUUCAGCACGGCCAGCGGAUCUUGGCCUCCGUGAUUGAAAGCCGCGCCCAGGAGGGCCCUGGAAGUACCUGGGUGUCCGUUCCGGUCGACGAGAAUGAUAUCACAAGAGGCUUUCGCGACAUCAGCUACGACGCCUUGGACAACGCCGCAAACCAUGCAGCGCAAUGGCUGCGCCAACACCUCCCCCAGACAGCGGAAAGCUUUCAAUGUUUUGCCUACGCAGGCCCUAAAGACCUCCGCUACCCGAUUCUCGCUGUGGCGGCAGCAAAGUUCCAGAAAGUGGUGGGUUGGGAGAUUAUAUGCUGGUUGUCCAGAACGGUAUGCUGA
Messenger RNA from Aspergillus terreus NIH2624, 357 nucleotides. RefSeq lists its product as uncharacterized. The transcript has a single exon. NCBI's taxonomy places the organism in Eukaryota, Fungi, Ascomycota, Eurotiomycetes, Eurotiales, Aspergillaceae. Bases 1 to 357 code for a protein of 118 amino acids. The record is from RefSeq and is a predicted model, not a curated record.